AUGGAGAACUCGACUUACGACAAUGAGAAUUUCUCUGAGGAGGCAUUAGAGGAAGAAAGUGUGAUUCUCACAUUGGUUCCAGUUAAUGAAGAACUUAAUGAAGAACAAAUGGAACCAAGUGUUUCUUCAACUUCAGAAGUCAGUCUGAAGAUGCCUGGGUCAAGCGAUAAAGUUUGUCAUCCUCAUAUAAGUGAACGAUUCAAGUUUUGUCCAAAACAUAGUUGUUGUUGUAGUACACCAGCCCCUCCUUUGCCAGCCAGUUUGCCUCCAGUUAAUAAAGUACGUUGGGACAUUUUGCGGAACUGGUGCCAACAACUGAAUUUGAGUACCCAUGGCCGGAAAAUAGAGGUUUAUCUGAGGCUCCAGAAACAUGCUUACUCUGAAACAAACCAGGAGUGUGACAAUGUAAAGACUAUUCCUGAAACACCACCAGAGGCUAAAUCGGAGUCAUGUUCGGCGAAAUGCAAGAUGGUGGCCAAGAUUUGGAAAAGUAGUAAGAGUGAGAGAGGCAGGGGGAUUAAUAUAGUCAAAGUGGUAACUUCAGCACAAGAAGGCAUGUUGGCAGCAUGGUCAAGAAUUGCUGCAAGAGCCAGUCAAUCCAAGUCUGUGAAUUCACGUUCCGUUCCUGCUUCUGUUGAGACCUUUCUGCUGCAAGCCUCUGGUGUCAGGUGGUGUGUGGUCCACGGCAGACCUCUCCUUGCAGACACACAAGGUUGGGUUCGCCUGCAGUUUCAUGCAGGUCAGGCCUGGGUGCCUGACACUCCCAAAAGGAUGAUCUCUCUCUUCCUGUUACCUGCCUGCACUUUCCCAUCUCCAGGCCUAGAAGAUAAUAUGUUAUGCCCUGAAUGUGCUAAAAGAAAUAAGAAGAUGAUGAAAAGAUUAAUUGCACUGGGGAAGGAAAGGCGACCUCAUUUGAACACAUCAACACCAUUCCCUUUGAAUGGGCCAUAUCUUGAUACAGAAUAAAUGAUCGAGAGCCCAGAGCCACCCCUGAAUUGCAUCCCAGUGUUUGCUGCGCUCUGUCCUAGCCAGCCUCAGCAUCACUUGGUAACCUUGAGUACGGAUGUGAA
Messenger RNA from Canis lupus familiaris (dog), 1070 nucleotides. Its product is annotated as developmental pluripotency-associated protein 2-like. The record is from RefSeq and is a predicted model, not a curated record. NCBI's taxonomy places the organism in Eukaryota, Metazoa, Chordata, Mammalia, Carnivora, Canidae. Gene Ontology annotation, molecular function: chromatin binding. Gene Ontology annotation, biological process: system development. Gene Ontology annotation, cellular component: nucleus.